Amblyraja radiata (thorny skate) is the source of this 3138-nucleotide messenger RNA. RefSeq names its product melatonin receptor type 1A. The transcript has 2 exons. The coding region runs from base 1 to 972 and encodes 323 amino acids. Gene Ontology annotation, biological process: G protein-coupled receptor signaling pathway. The record is from RefSeq and is a predicted model, not a curated record. Lineage: Eukaryota; Metazoa; Chordata; Chondrichthyes; Rajiformes; Rajidae. Gene Ontology annotation, cellular component: plasma membrane. Gene Ontology annotation, molecular function: melatonin receptor activity.
AUGCCACGAUCCAAAAGGCGGCGUCGCCUACAGACCAAAGGAGCGACUGCCGCUCAACAGAAAAGUCCAAUAACGGACUUGGCAUUGCCGGGGGGCAGGAUUUGGAAUAUAUUUGUUGUCAGCCUGGCCAUAGCAGAUCUUGUGGUGGCAAUCUAUCCAUACCCUAUGGUCUUGACAUCAAUAUUUCAUAAUGGCUGGAACCAGGGCUACCUGCAUUGCCAAAUCAGUGGUUUCCUGAUGGGUUUAAGUGUGAUUGGAUCGAUUUUUAACAUCACCGGCAUUGCCAUCAAUCGAUACUGCUACAUCUGUCACAGUCUGAAGUAUGACAAGUUCUACAGUGAUAAGAAUUCUCUGUGCUUUGUUAUCCUCAUCUGGGCGCUGACAUUCUUAGCAAUCGUUCCAAACCUGUUUGUGGAAUCAUUACAAUACGACCCGAGAGUCUACUCCUGCACCUUUGUGCAAUCUGUGAGCUCUGCCUACACGGUAUCAGUGGUGUUUUUUCACUUCAUUCUUCCCAUCUCCAUCGUCACCUUCUGCUACCUGAGAAUAUGGGUCCUCGUCAUCCAGGUUAGAAGGCGGGUCAAGCCAGACCUGAGACCCAAGUUGAAGCCUCAUGACUUGAGAAACUUUGUGACAAUGUUUGUGGUCUUUGUGCUCUUUGCCGUCUGUUGGGCACCCCUUAAUAUUAUUGGUCUUGCCGUUGCUGUGAACCCAGACACAAUUGCCCCGAGAAUUCCAGAAUGGCUAUUUGUAGCCAGUUACUUCAUGGCAUAUUUCAACAGCUGCCUUAACGCUAUCAUCUAUGGACUUUUGAACCAGAAUUUCAGGAGGGAGUACAAGAGAAUUAUUGUCUCGGUGUGCACUGCAAGGAUGUUCUUCCUUGACAGUUCAAAUGAUGCUCCUGACAGAAUGAAAAGCAAACCUUCUCCUUUAAUGACAAACAAUAAUCAAGUCAAGGUAGAUUCAGUCUGAAUGGUUUUUGCCUUCACUCCAUGUGCCAGUUAAUGAAGCUAAAGAGAAAAGCACAUUAUAUAGAAUUGAUGGAACACCUGAAACAUAUAUUCAAAGUUGUUAAACUUAUGUUUGCAUUUAUUAAACAUGUUACUUUAAAGUAUAACAAUAACAUCAUUCAUACUGAUAAAUAGUACUCAAGAACAGAAAACACGUGAUUACAAUUAUAUUCAUGCAGAAUUAUACAAGGUUAAAAAAGGUUAUUUUUGACAAUUGAUAGAUUCUUAAAACUUUUGGCUUACAUAUAAUGUAGUGAAAAUAGGACACUUGAUAGUUAAAUGUUAAUAUUUUAAGCAAACUAUGCUUAACUUAAUCCUUAAUCAUCUGUAAGUCCAAUUUGCCUUAUGGGGUUUGUGAAAUUGAAAACAAAUAUGGUGAGCAGAAAAUUGUACUUUGGCUAUUAUGUGUUCGAUAGUUUUAUCCAAUUAAAUUUUGCUGCAGAGGCUCAAAACCCGAAUAUUAAAUUGUUGUAAAUGGUACAGAGCUUAAAGUGCAACCACAACAUCAGUCAAAUUUAGAUGUCUACUUUGAAAUAAAUUCAUACAGACACAGCAGAGAAUAUUUUAAAUGCUUUACUAAUUUUAACUUCUCCUGAGCUGAGAAAAAGGAAACUAUUGCAUUGGCAAAAUAUUCCCUAUCCCAAUCUUUUUAAAGAAAUGUGAAAAGUUAAAUAGUUUAGCCUUUCCAAAGUUAAAUUGUUAACUAUACAUUAUCUCAGAUAGGAUGCAUGUUCUCCUUAUAUACAAUGAUGAAUAUAAUUUUACCAACAGUGCUUUUAUGGUGUUUGUUUCUGGUUCCUGUAUAAUGACGUGAAGUCCUACAGUUUGCACAGUGCAAUUGAUUUUUGACAAUCAAGAGUCUAUGAAUGUGAAUGGUUGAUGGAGAAAUUAAUCCUAUAUAUGAAGUAAUUGAGGUAAAGCAUUUAUUUCUGGGUUUAUUUAUAUACAGUAGAUAACUGGGUAGUUGGCAGGAUAGUAGCUAUGUUGUGCCAGAUUGGAACUUUGCCAAGCAUCCUGAAGAUGUCAGUUCAAUACAACAUUGUAUAAUAAUAUUUUACUAAUAGUCAUGGUAUCUGUCUUGCAAAUAGUUAUUUCACGUAAUUUACCAAACCAAUUUGCUUUUAGGAAAUUCCAUGUUCUCCAUUAAAUGAAAACAUGCAGGGGAAAAAAUUAAUGGAGCUCUCUCUGAAGUGCACCACUUUGAACAGUGCUAGUCCAACCUAUCCUAUAUUGCAGGAGUCAGAUCGUCUGUAGGUGUGAAAUGAUAACAAGGUCCUUGAAGAUACAUCUGAGGUUUCUCCAAUAGAAAAGUAUCUGUAACUACGUAAGAAUAAGUCAGUAUUGUUAACUGUCCCCUAUUGUUUUCUGUUCAGAGGAGAUUCAAGGACUCAUAGAUCUUCAGUUCCAAUGGGACCUAAAGCUCUAGAAGUGCAAAGUAAUCCACUCCCUGUUCGAUUUGAAACACAUUGUCAUGGUCAGGGACAUUUCCUAGGCUAGAACUCUAGUGAUGGUUUCUAAUGGGCAAAUUCCACGGUGAAAUGGCAGAUCUUCUAGACAGUUUCCUUUAGUGUUUGUCAAUGGCCAAACUAAAAUCAAGGAGCAGAAUAAAAUGUCAGUGGUUGCAAAUAGUUUUGUGCUCCCAGGUCACCCGGUCAAACUCAGAUCUGUAAGGGGCCUGUUUUUUAAAUGCCAAUUGCGAACUAAAAGAGUGAUUCAGUCAUGCUGAGGACUGAGAGUCCCAUACUUUUCAAUCAGUAUUAUGCAUCCAAAGAAUGAAUUAGGGGUUAUUAAUGAUGUCUUAUUUUUACACCACCAAUGUUCUUUAUUUCAAAUGAUCAACAGAAAUAAUGCUUGUUCUGCUGCUACAGAAAAUAUGAGAUUGCAUUGUAAUAAAAUCAGAGCUGAAAAUACUCUACACAAAAAGCAGCAUCUGUGAAAAGAAAAGCAGAGUUUAGGCCUUUAAGUCAAUUAAGUGUCAUUUCAUUGGAUGAAAGGAUUUUGACCAGAAAAGAUUAUCUACAUCGGUGUGACAGUCUUUUGUGAUUUUAUGUCCAGAUUCCAGUAUCCCAUGAGAUAAAAUUAUACAGAUUAUUUACAUAUUUUCAUUAAUUACCCACUGAAAAAUGGA